This is a messenger RNA of Biomphalaria glabrata, 2680 nucleotides long. RefSeq names its product pineal opsin-like. The transcript is spliced from 8 exons. Gene Ontology annotation, biological process: G protein-coupled receptor signaling pathway. NCBI's taxonomy places the organism in Eukaryota, Metazoa, Mollusca, Gastropoda, Planorbidae. The record is from RefSeq and is a predicted model, not a curated record. Gene Ontology annotation, cellular component: membrane. The coding region runs from base 446 to 2416 and encodes 656 amino acids. Gene Ontology annotation, molecular function: G protein-coupled receptor activity.
AGCAGUUUGUGAUUUUUGUGUUUUUUGUGUGCGUCACUUUUCAUAUAGCUCUAGACCUAGGUCUGCUUCAUUUUUCUUGGGAGACACGAGGAUAACUCUUUCUUGACAUUUCUAGCAUGAAUUAGUUACUGAACUUCAACGCGCCAGUGUAAUAGGAUUAAUGCCCCUUCCUCAACUUGAGAGUGUAGCAGACGAUGGAAUUUGUUCCAGAUGGCGGCGACUCACGUCAGAUCUCGCAGCUGAGUAGGCGGGAAAUCGUCGCAAGUGAACUAAUCUAUUAAUGAUUAUUGCUUUUUUUUGUUAUGGAGAGUUUGAAUCUACAUUCAGAGAUGUAGGUCGCUGUGAGGGUUUUCCCGAUUUAAGUACGCCAAGGAGGCGCUACUAACUUACUUCUUGUGGGACCAUUUCUAUUUGUCUACUUUUAUUUAAAGAAAAAAAGCUAGCCAUGGCGUCCUUGAACUUGAGCUAUCCGUCCGGUGCGACGGCCGCCAUCGCUCUAACCAACGUGACAUUGAGUAACCAUGACCCAUUCGUCUCGUCUAUGAGCUACUCCUGGGACCUGAUCAUUGGAAUUACUAUUGUGAUGAUUGUUAUCUCUGGAUUGUUCUUAAACGUGACCGUUCUGUGGACACUGGUCAAGCGCAGAGCUGGACUAAGGCACAACCACCAGCUGACCAACACAGAUUACUACAUCAUAGCGUUAGCCUCGUCUGACCUCUUGGCCGUCGUGCUCUGCUACCCCCUGACCUUUGUGUCCACCUUGUCUCACAGGUGGCUCUUUGGACAAGUUGGUUGCUCCAUCAACGGAUUCUUUGGUUUUCUCUUUAGUACAGUGGACGUCGGUGUUCUGUCCACAAUGUCUAUUGUCCGAAUGUUGAGUGUCAAAAUGCCGCAUUGUGCCUUAGUGAAACAGCCUCGUUACACGGGCGUGGUCUUAAUAGGAGUACUCAUUUACGCCUUGAUUUGGACUGCAGCACCACUGUUUGGGUGGGGUGUAUACGCCCCUGAGCCAUUCGGCACCUCGUGCACUGUGUCGUGGAAGAAUCCUGACAGAAGCUAUGUCACAGCCGUGUUCACAGGUGUCCUAGCCGUGCCGUUGUUCAUCAUGCUGGUCUGUUACGGCUGUGUGGUGUAUCACAUGAGCUUAAGCGCCUCUCGUGUGGAGCGGUACUUUGCCGAGAGGAAGAGAAGGGCCAAGAGCCAGAACCGCUUAGUCAGGAUGGCGGUCAUCAUGUGUGUGUGUUUUCUCAUCAUCUGGUUGCCUUAUUCCGUCUUGAGCAUCUGCUUCGCCUACAUUCCCGCCUUUGACGUCCACCCUGUCCAGUCGGCCAUCCCCACUGUGCUGGCCAAGAUAAGUCACGUCAUUAACCCUGUGAUCUACUUCACUAUGAAUCCUUACUACCGGAGACGUGUCAAGUGUUUUAAUUGCUGGCAGUCCGUCACUUCCAACGUCUCCAUCAACACCGGAGGCAAAAUGACAGAGGAGUGCCCCGCGGAGAGAAGCUCCGACCAGGCCACCCAGCUCCCUCUGAGCACCUACAUCACCCCUAGCCCCAGCAUGCCCCACAACAUCCACGCCGCCAGAUACAACGCCACGGAUCGAGGCUCUCCGGCUGGCAGCUUGGGGGCAUACAGCGACGACGAGGCUGACAACGGGACUGUGACCCUCACGGAGGUGGGCUCUGUGGACGUCCACAGCAGUGUCACCCUAAAACAGCAACACCUCCAAGAUCUAAUCUUAACCUUAUCAAAAGAAAGCGGCGGAGUUAAAAACUAUCAGGAGGGCGCUAAAAAAAACAGCCUCCCCAACGACUACCCCCCAAACAACGUUGCCAAAUCUGGCAGUAAAUCGCUGACUCGUCUAAUGCUCGUCCUAGAUAAACGUAAUUUUAAAGGCGUUCAUAAAGAGUCGAGCUUAAACCAGAGCGAGACAAGGAAACUUCAGAGCAACGACCCCGACACUUCCAAAAAUCUACUUUCUGCCCAGGAAACCUCCGGCCUGAACACGAAAGCAGGAUUUCUUUCCAAUUAUAACAAUCUGGCUGCCAACUGUGGUAAUCUCAAUGACAGCGAAGACGGCGACGGCCACCUCCUGAGAGACAAAGUACGGAAAAAGUUGGUAGGAGUGGUUCUGUCCACGGCGAAUGGGGACAGCUCACACGACUCCAGCGCUAGCUCCACUCCGGAGCCGGACUCGUCCCGGAGUCCCUCCGCGCGGAGCUCAGACGACAUUAACUCCAACGAAAUUUCCAAUCCGAAACGAUUGGUCCGGUUCAUGGCCAUCCAUAACGGCGUGGACACCGCCACUGACCAGAAUGAAAACCUGGAAACCUUUGUGCUGGUUUGUCCAGAAGAGAUUGAACAUUUGAUGGUAGACAAGAAUUCUUUUCCAACGGAAUUAAUUACUAAUGCUUAGUGCACACUUUCUGCCUUGGAUAAAGGACAUUGGAAUAAACGAACCGCCACAAUGACAUUUGAACAUUACAGAGGAAACACUAUAUAAUAAAGGAAAACAAUUUUAUUUAGACUACAAAUAUUUAUAGACUUAAUUAUAUUCAUAUAAUAUUAUUUUGUGUAUUUAUAAUAUAUAUAAAGUGUGCCAUUAAAAUUCCAUAUUGUAGUUUUUUAGAUAUGGCGGAUAACGAUAAAUUAGCUAGACCUGUUUGUAUGAUAUAUAUAU